This is a messenger RNA of Peromyscus eremicus (cactus mouse), 2114 nucleotides long. RefSeq names its product glomulin, FKBP associated protein (gene Glmn). Bases 458 to 2068 code for a protein of 536 amino acids. The record is from RefSeq and is a predicted model, not a curated record. Gene Ontology annotation, cellular component: cytoplasm. NCBI's taxonomy places the organism in Eukaryota, Metazoa, Chordata, Mammalia, Rodentia, Cricetidae. Gene Ontology annotation, molecular function: ubiquitin-protein transferase inhibitor activity. The transcript is spliced from 18 exons.
GCGUGAUUUUAAAGAAGAGGAUUUUGGCCUCUUCCAGCUAGCAGGCCAAAGAUGCAUCGACGACGGGCACAUGGACCAGCUGCUGGAGGUUAUUCAAGAUGAAAAGAACAAGGUGACAGUUUCAGCACUGGUCCCAAUUUACUGCCAAUCUGUCUGUGUGAAGAUGAACUUGUCUUAAGACUCUGGAAUGUAGACCCCACCACCUGCUUGUGUCCUGGCCAGGACCACUGUCCUGUGUAGUGUAGGACAUUCAGCAGCAGCACUGGCCUCUGCCUGUUACACCAAUAGCGCCCUCUCUACCAACACUAAUCAAGUCUUUAGACCUUGCCAAGUAUCCUCGGGAACUUAAGAGCAAAACCGGCCCAGUGGAGAGCAGCUGGAAUGGGGGCAAAGCGUGGGCUUGGAGUUGGAGAGAUGUGAGCUCUGACUCUGCCAGUCUCAUACCAUCAUCAAGUCUAUGGGCUGGAAUCUGGUUGGUCCUGUUGUGCGAUGCCUCCUGAGGAACGGUGAAGAGGAGAAAAGGAAAGACUGUUUCCUGAUGUUUGAUUUACUGGUGAAGUUAUGUAAUCCAAAGGAAUUGUUGUUGGGUUUGCUUGAACUCAUUGAAGAGGCCUCUGGAAAACAGAUAUCCCAAAUUACUCUUCUUUUACUUCAGCCAUUGCAGACAGUUAUUCAGAAACUCCCCAACAACAAGGCGUACUCAGUUGGAUUAGCACUGUCCACCCUUUGGAGUCAACUUGCUCUUCUUCCUGUUCCGUACUCAGAAGAACAAAUGCAGACAGACGAUUACGGCCUUUGUCAGUGUUGCAAGGCCUUAAUAGAGUUCAUGAAGCCUUUUGUGGGAGAAGUAAUUGAUAACAAAGAAAACAAGGAAAAUGAAAAGUUAAAAGAUGAAUUACUAAAGUUUUGUUUCAAAAGCUUGAAAUGCCCUUUGCUGACAGCACAAUUCCUUGAACAGUCUGAAGAAGUUGGAAAUGACCCUUUUCGGUGUUUUGCAUCUGAAAUAAUAGGAUUUUUAUCACAAAUUGGACACCCUGUACCACAAAUUAUUCUUAAUCAUGGAAGGAAAAAAAGGACUUGGGAUUACCUUGAAUUUGAGGAGGAGGAAGACAAACAAUUGGCAGACUCUGUGGCUUCUCUGACAUAUCUAGUAUUUGUUCAGGGCAUCGGUAUUGAUCAGCUUCCAAUGGUCUUAAGCCCAUCAUACCUUUUGCAGAUGAACAUGGAACACAUUGAUGUGUUUCUGCAAAGAACAGAACAGUCUAUUUUCUCCAAAGGAUUGGAACUUCUGGAGAAUAGCUUAUUGAGACUGGAAGACAACAGCCUACUUUAUCAGUACUUAGAAAUCAAGAGCUUUCUUGCUGUGCCUCAGGGCUUAGUCAAAGUAAUGACACUUUGCCCCAUUGAGACAUUGAGGAAAAAAGGUUUAGCUAUGCUUCAGCUGUAUAUUGACAAGCUGGAUUCACAAGGCAAAUAUACAUUAUUUAGGUGCUUAUUAAAUACAAGUCACCACUCGGGUGUCGAAGGCUUUGUAAUUCAAAAUAUCAAAAAUCAGAUUGAUGUGUCAUUUAAGAAAACAUGUAACAAAUGGUUUUCAGGACCGCAGCUGAUUUCUCUGUUGGACUUGGUACUGUUUCUCCCUGAGGGUGCUGAAACAGAUUUACUGCAGAACUCAGACAGGAUUAUGGCUUCAUUAAAUUUAUUGAGGUAUUUGGUUAUCAAAGAUAAUGAAAAUGACAAUCAAACUGGAUUAUGGACAGAACUUGGAAAGAUUGAAAAUAACUUUUUAAAGCCACUUCAUAUAGGACUUAAUAUGUCAAAAGCACAUUAUGAAGCAGAAAUCAAAAACAGCCAACGAAAUAGCCAAGCAGCCUCGAUGUGUAAAGGUGUCUGCUCUGUGACUGUAGGUGGAGAAGAGAUCCCUUCUAUGCCUCCUGAGAUGCAACUUAAGGUCCUACAUUCAGCUCUUUUCACAUUUGACCUGAUUGAAAGUGUUCUGGCUCGAGUAGAAGAACUCAUUGAAAUCAAAACAAAGUCUACCUCUGAAGAAAGUGCUGUAAUAAAGUAAAAGUCUUGUUUCAUAAAUAAAAACCAGUAAGAGAUGUUUUCCAGUA